AUGAUCAUCGUGAGUUUCACUACCUUGUCGUAAACCAAGAAGUAGGUAAAAACAAGACAUACCAGGCCAAUUACUGUGCCAUUUCGUGAAGAAGAGUCUUAAUACCUAUUGGAUUCUGAAGCCAAAUAACGAUGGCUGUAGCAAGCAGAUGGCUACGAGAUGGAUAAAAUUGAUCAGUUUGGAUUCUGAAGGCCUUAGGAGAGGUUUGAAGGACCACGGAGCGGUUCAAAGCAUUGUUCUAACCACGGUUCAAGGCCUAUUGGAUUCUGAAGGCUUCAGUUGAUCUUUUAAGGAGAUCAGUUCGGAAGAACCUUGGGCCCAUUGAAGAUUCAGAAGGCUCAGAGAAGAUAACUUUGAUCAGUUCAAGGAUUCUGAUGCCGAAUAACGAUGGCUGUAGCAAGAAGAUGGCUACGAGAUGGGUAACAUUGAUCAGUUUGGAUUCUGAAGGUUACUGAGGAAUCUGAAGCCUCGAGAGAGAUAACAGAGAUCUGUUCAAAGAUUCUAAAGCCAAAUAAUGAUGGCUGUAGCAAGAAGAUGGCUACGGAAUGAAGAUAAACUUGACAAGUUCUGUAGCUCCUGAAGCCCCAGGUCAGAUUAGAUUGGAUUCUGGAGCAUCAGAAGACGAUUGAAGAACCAGGAAUGAUAACACAUUACCAUCGUCAUUCAAGCCUGGAGGUUGAGAUGAUAACGGUGAAUGUGCUUUUCCACUUGAUCAAGGUAGAAAUCACACGGUUCCUCGUGAUUGAAUCAGUCGUCUUGAUGGCCAACUCUCUAUCUUCGUUAGAACUCGAUAUCAAUCAGAGUUAUUACCCGUAG
Bursaphelenchus okinawaensis is the source of this 816-nucleotide messenger RNA. Lineage: Eukaryota; Metazoa; Nematoda; Chromadorea; Rhabditida; Aphelenchoididae. The record is from the annotation of a GenBank genome assembly.